This is a messenger RNA of Arabidopsis arenosa, 1545 nucleotides long. NCBI's taxonomy places the organism in Eukaryota, Viridiplantae, Streptophyta, Magnoliopsida, Brassicales, Brassicaceae. The record is from the annotation of a GenBank genome assembly.
AAAUACCGACGAAUGGAGUGUGAGUGUAGCUGAGCUCAGAUAUUGAGGUAAAAAGGAGUGGCCAUCAGAAGAAAAACCCUAAUCGUAAAAGCAAAAACCGGAUCUUGCUCUCGACGACGAUGGGACUACUCUCAAACCAAAUCUCCAGAGAGACAUUGAAGCCUGGAGAUCACAUCUACUCAUGGCGUAACGCUUAUAUCUACUCUCAUCACGGAAUCUAUGUAGGCGAUGAGAAAGUGAUACAUUUCACUCGUGGAGGUGGUCUGGAAACCGAAACCGGGACAUUCCUGGACAAGUUCAUCGCUAGUUCUGUUCCGAAUCAUGGAGGAGACAACCCGUGUCCUAAGUGUGGAGAUCAAUCCAAACUCGACGGUGUAAUCUCUUCUUGCCUUGAUUGCUUUCUCGCCGGAGGAAACCUCUAUCUCUUCGAGUACGGUGUCUCUCCAGCUUUCUUUGUCUCAAAACAACGAGGAGGCACUUGCACAACAGCACCUUCAGAUCCUCCUGAAGAAGUUAUUUUCCGUGCGAAAUUCCUCUUAUUGCGAAACGCUUUUGGUGCUUACAAUCUGUUUGAGAACAACUGUGAAGAUUUUGCCAUCUAUUGCAAAUCUGGUUUGGUUGUCAUGUCAAAUAUCAAGUUGGGAAGUAGUGGUCAAGCCAAUUCGGCGUCUAUAGCAAGGGAUGCUGUUUCUUCGACAUUGGGACUUCUUGGGGUGGUGAACGCUAGUGGUAGAGCAGCUUCGGUGGUUUCUUCAACACUUCGAUAUGUAGUUCCCAAUUUUGGUGCUGCUUUUGGUGGUCUGGUGUUGGUAGGGGGGUAUGGAAUAUAUAUAGGCGAUGAGAAAGUCAUUCAUUUCACUUGUGGAGGUGGUCUAGAAACUGGAACAGGGACCUUCUUGGACAAGAUCCUCGUUAGUGUAAUCCCGAAUCAUAAAGGAGACAAUCCUUGUCCUAAUUGUGGAGAGCGAUCGAAUGUCGAUGGUGUAAUCUCUUCUUGCCUUGACUGCUUUCUCUCCGGAGGAAACAUCUAUCUCUUUGAGUACAAUGUCUCUCCAGCUGCAUUUAUUGCCAAACCUCGACGCGGCACAUGCACAAUAGCACCUUCGGAUCCCUGUGAUGAAGUCAUUUCCCGCGCCAAAUACCUCUUAUUCCGAAAUGGGUUUGGUGAUUACCACGCUUUGGAAAAUAAUUGUGAAGAUUUUGCAAUAUAUUGUAAAACUAGCUUGCUAGUCGGAAAAAACUAUGUGUUGGGAAGGGGCGGUCAAGCCAGCUCGGUGAGUGCAGCUGCGUGGCUUGCGCAACUUAGUCCUUUCGGCAGCAAAGCUAUUCAGCUCUUUGCAGAUAUUGGUAUGAGAAAGGAUGCUAUUAAGGUGUCCGUGGAGAGCCUCGUUGCUCGCGCAUAUGCUACUGGUACCUCUAGAAAUAGAAGUUGAUGAGUUUGAAGACACAAGUCAAUAGGCGGGAAGGCCAAUUGGUUCGAAGAAACCAAACCCUAAGUUCAUUGACUAAGUCUUGUUUCCAUUUUAAUAAAGUUUCCAGAAUGUA